GGCGGCGGUGCGCGGAAGCAUGGCGGAGGAGCGCGGCACGGCGCGGGUUACGUGCACGGCGCCCGUCAACAUCGCCGUCAUCAAAUACUGGGGUAAGCGUGACACCGACCUCAUCCUGCCCAUCAACUCCUCGCUCAGCGUGACGCUGCACCAGGACCAGCUGAGGACCACCACCACGGCCGCCGCGUGCCAUGACUUCACCGAGGACCGCCUGUGGCUGAAUGGGGAGGAGGUGGACGCGGCGCAGCCCCGGCUGCAGGCCUGCCUGCGGGAAGUGCGGCGCUUGGCCCGCAAGAGGCGCGGUGACGAUGCCGCAGCCCCGCUCAGCCUCUCCUACAAAGUGCACGUCGCCUCCGAGAACAACUUCCCCACUGCUGCUGGGUUGGCAUCCUCAGCUGCCGGCUACGCCUGCCUGGUGUCAGCGCUGGCACGGCUGUACGGCGUGGAGGGUGAGCUGUCGGAGGUGGCACGGCGUGGGUCGGGCAGCGCGUGCCGCAGUAUGCUGGGGGGCUUCGUGCAGUGGCACCGCGGGGAGCGGCCGGAUGGCAGGGACAGCGUGGCACAGCAGCUGGCACCCGAGACGCACUGGCCGGAGCUGAGCAUCCUCGUGUUGGUGGUCAGCGGGGAGAAGAAGGCGGUGGGCAGCACGGCGGGGAUGCAGACCAGCGUGGACACCAGCCCCCUGCUGAAGUACCGUGCCGAGGUGGUGGUGCCGGAGCGCAUGACCCGCAUGGCGCGCUGCAUCCGGGAUCGGGACUUCGAGGCCUUUGGCCAGCUGACCAUGCAGGACAGCAACCAGUUCCACGCCACCUGCCUUGACACCUUCCCCCCCAUCUUCUACCUCAAUGACAUCUCGCAGCGCAUCAUUGCCCUGGUGCACCGCUUCAACGCCCACCAUGGGCGCACCAAGGUGGCCUACACCUUUGAUGCUGGCCCCAACGCGGUCGUCUUCAUGCUGGAGGACACGGUGGAUGAGUUUGUGGAGGUGGUGAGGCGCAGCUUCCCACCCGACUCCAAUGGGGACCAGUUCCUUCGAGGCCGCCCCGUUGGCACGGCGGUGCUGCCGGAGGAGCUGGUGUCAGCCGUGGUGGUGGAUCCGGUGCCAGGGGCCAUUCGCUACGUCCUGCACACCAAGCCCGGCCCUGGCCCGCAGCUCCUGGAUGACCCCAGCCAGCACCUGCUGGGCCCCGAUGGGCUGCCGUGCCGCUCUGCCUGAGAACAGGGGACACCGUGAUGGGGACACCGUGAUGGGGACACCGUGAUGAUGGGGACACCACCGGGGACAGCAGGGAUGCCCAGCGGGGGCUGCCCGUGGGGGGCACACAGGCAGGGAUCCACCAUCCCAGUGCCUGCUUUGGGGCUGUGAGAUGCUGUGCUCCGCUGUCCCCAUCCCUGCCCUGAUGUGUCCCCUCCCAUUGCCUGCUUUCGACUCUUUCGUAACCAAAUAAUAGAGCUUUUUCCAGCC
Messenger RNA from Gallus gallus (chicken), 1465 nucleotides. It is a transcript of the gene MVD, whose product is annotated as mevalonate diphosphate decarboxylase. The transcript is spliced from 10 exons. The record is from RefSeq and is a predicted model, not a curated record. Lineage: Eukaryota; Metazoa; Chordata; Aves; Galliformes; Phasianidae. Gene Ontology annotation, molecular function: ATP binding; diphosphomevalonate decarboxylase activity. Gene Ontology annotation, cellular component: cytosol. Gene Ontology annotation, biological process: isopentenyl diphosphate biosynthetic process, mevalonate pathway; isoprenoid biosynthetic process. Bases 20 to 1216 code for a protein of 398 amino acids.